Dipodomys ordii (Ord's kangaroo rat) is the source of this 2792-nucleotide messenger RNA. It is a transcript of the gene Spryd7, whose product is annotated as SPRY domain containing 7. The coding region runs from base 1 to 909 and encodes 302 amino acids. The record is from RefSeq and is a predicted model, not a curated record. Lineage: Eukaryota; Metazoa; Chordata; Mammalia; Rodentia; Heteromyidae. The transcript has 4 exons.
AUGUCUGGAAUCUGGGGUAUUGGUGUUGCAACUCAGAAAGUUAACCUGAAUCAGAUUCCUCUCGGCCGAGAUGUGCACAGUUUGGUGAUGAGAAACGAUGGAGCUCUGUACCACAACAAUGAAGAGAAAAACAGGCUGCCAGCAAACAGCCUUCCUCAGGAGGGAGAUGUGGUGCGUGGGGGGCGGGCACACGGCCAUCCCAAGGGAUGCAGAGUGCGCAGGCGCACGCCGUUUCCCGCCCGCCAACCACGCCUCCUCCGCGCCGUCACGCCGCUGGUCCCGCCCACCUCCCUGAGCGGCCGCGCCCUCCGGUCCACAGCUUCUCCCAGGCCCGACGUGCCUGGGCCUGCGUUGCGCCUCCCAGCCCCGGGCGUCGCUGUUCCGGUGGGCGCGGGCGCUCGGGAGGGGGCGGGAGGCGGGGUGGAGCGGUGGGGAGGGGGCGUUGUCGCUACGACCAAGGGACGGCGGCAGCUCGGUAGUCCUGGAGCUAUGGCCGCGUCGGUCUUCUGCUGCCUGCGGUGCUGCAGGGACGGCGGGACCGGCCACAUCCCCCUGAAGGAGAUGCCGGCCGUGCAGCUGGACACGCAGCACAUGGGUAAGGGCCUCCCUUCCCCGCCCAGACCCCAACGGCCCGCGGAGGCUGGGCCCGGCGUGCCGGGGGCCCGGCGGGGCGUCGGGAGGAUGUCGCGCGCCGUGGGGCGGCGGCGUCUGGACGCCCUGGGGUUUCCGCUGGCGGACUCGACCUGGUCUGGGUUCUGUGUUCAAGGCUGCGCCGCCGGUGGCCGCGGCCGGCGUCGGGAGCGGGGCGGGGUUGAUGACAGUGCAAUUUUGGAUUGUCAAUUCAGUGAAUUUUAUCAUACUCCUCCACCAGGUUUUGAAAAAAUACUGUUUGAACAGCAGAUCUUCUAAAUAGAUUUGUUUUUGAAACUUGUAUUUCUUCACUGUUACAAGUAUUUCCCAGUUAAUAAAACUUUACCUGGCUAUAGAUAAAAAUAUAUUCUUUAAAACUUGCUUGUUAAUAUUGUCAAAGGAACCAUUAUAUACAAUGUACAACUCAGAAGUUUUAAUUUGAAAUACUUAUGCUUUAUGAUAUGAAAAUCUGCAUUGUGGGCAAUUUAUUUAAUUCCUAUUUAAAUAAAUGUAACUAUGAGUGAUUAACAGUAUUUAGUGACAACAUGUAUAUCAGUAUUUAAAGGGAAUCUUUUCUUAUAUAUAAAAUGUUUGUUUUGAUAGAGAUGUAAAAUUGAGUUGUUUUUAAUAACACUUUGAACUUUAGACAUCUAAGUGUAUUUAAGUCUGCAGUUUGAUACUUUUUGUCUCCUUGUCCAUUUUUAUACACAGUAUAACAAAACAACAAAAUUUAUUAGCAAUUUCAUUUUGGUCUUUUUACUGUACUCAUGUACCACUUUUCUUAAUACUUUGAUUGCCUAUUCCUUUGUGGUGUGUGGCUGCUUUUGACUUGCUUUGUUGAAGAAGAUAAGUGUUUUAGUCAUUGUAAGAGCAAGCAGUGGCUGAUUGAUGAUAUAGUAAGAUACUUUAAAUUUAAAUGAGAUUAUUCUUUGAAGGACUUCUAUUUAAAUAUGUAUUUUCUAUAAGGAAUAAUAAAAUACUAGUAAUUAAGGAAUAUUCAUAACAUAUUAAAUAUUCUUCCCAUCUUAAUUUAUAGAGGACGUUCACUUUGCCUUUGACUAUUUUAGAAGUUCAAGGAUAAGCAAGUCCUCCCCAUUAGCCUGAUACUUGUCCUCACCAUUACCUUUAGUUAAAACUCCACUGAACUGAAAAGGUACUGAUCUUCAGGUACAUUCAAAUGAGCAUGUCACGAUGCAUACCUUUCACUCCUUUAAUCAGGUAGUAACUUAUAUUGACUAGAUUUGCAGUUGUGUUGCUUACUUCCUUGUUUUCUCAAGAGAAUUCCUCAAUACCUGGACUCCUAGGUUUCUCCACUAAUAAAAGGACAGUUAUGCUUAUCUGAUCAGGUUCUGUCUAGCCGAUAAGGGUAGUGUACAUGCGCCUUACUCAUCAUAGGCCCUGCCCUGCACACAUGCAGUUUCCAAGUUGGAGUGGAACAGUGUCUGCUGAUGCACGUCUGGCCAGCAGUGGUGAUGGCAGUACCUCAGAACUUUUGAGUUCAUGGACAGUCAGGCCCCAGCCUAUACCCCUAAAUCAGAAAAGUUGAGGACAGCACCAGGCAUUGUUUUUGAACAAGCACUUGGGUAGACUUGGUCCUCACCCAAGUUAAUCACUGUGAAGGAAAGAACCACUGAAAGAUUUUUCACAAUGAAAAAAGAAAAAAAAAAGAACCACUGAAAGGAGAGAAUGCUUCAGGAAGAAUUACCUGCUAUAUAUUUUGUACAGAUUUAAUAUGCUAUUUUUGCCCUAUAAGCUAGAGAAUCCUGCGCAAUGCUUGGUUACUAUUUUGGUAGAUAAAAAUGUGACUGCUUUGAAAACAGAUAUGCUUAUGUACCAUACAUAUUGACAUAAAUCCCACAUUUUACCUCUGUGAAGAUCUAUGAAGUUUAGGUAUAUAUGUUAUUUAUCCAUGUUCAUCAGACUGUCCGUAAUUUUUGUAAAAAAAAAUGCUUCCAUAGGGAAGUGACUUAAAGUGGUUCUCUGUCUAUAUAAUGUUAUCUACCUCUAAGUUUUGUUUUUACAAAGCCAAACUUUAUUAUUCUGCUUUGUAAUCAUACAGAGACAUAAUGCUUGACAUAGUAUAUGAAUUAUAUCUAUGGUAAUAGUUUGAAGUCUAGAUGUGUGUUGAAUCUGUAGGUAAUAAAUUCCUCUUGGGAUGAUUA